UCAUCAUUUAAAGAAGUAACAAGUUCCUGGUUAGCCAGUGAAGAAAGAGAGUCAGUGAUAAACCAUCAGAGUCUCAGCAUGAAAGUCUCUCACACUUUGAUCUGCUUCUUCUUCCUCUUCUCUCUGCAGGAUGGAAGCACUGGUCUCGUCAGUGCCCAACUCUCUGUCUAUUCAGGAAUUGAAGGAGAAUAUUUCAGAGUUAAAUGCUCCUUUACUUGGUAUGGAAUCAGGAUGCUCUUCUGUAAGGAACCAUGUGAACAAGAAGACAUUCUCAUUGAAACAACCGGUGCCCCAGCUCAGAGUGGCAGAUACAGCAUUGAUUAUGAAGAUAGACAUUAUUUUGUGACCAUCACUCAGCUGACCAAGUCUGACUCAGGAGAGUACUGGUGUGGUGCGGGACCAUAUUUGUCAUCGCCUUCAUACGAGAAUAUUGAAAUCAUCGUUAUUGAUGCAAAACUUGUUGGUGAUCCUUCUGCAGAAAAAACAAUCAAUGCUAGAACUGGAGGGAAUAUUGUAGUUCAAUGCUCCUUUACUGAAUAUGGAAACAAGAAGUACUUCUGCAAGGAAGAAUGUGAAGAAGGAGACAAUCUUGUGGAAACGACUAGUAAUGCAGAUCAGAAAAAUGGCAGAUACAGCAUGAGAUCUACUCAAGGAUUUUCAACAGGAUAUUUUCUGUAUGUGAGCAUCAAACAGCUGACCCAGUCUGACUCAGGAGGGUACAGGUGUGGUCUGGGCAUAACUUCCUCUCGGAAUCAAUACCAGAGGUUUAUGCUCAUCGUCACUGAUGCUCUGACCACUUCUACACCUUCAUCAUCAGUCUCAUCAGCAUCCUCAACAACAACAAACAAAAGGGAAAGUUCCACAACUUCACCAGCCACCCCUAAAACCACCAAGCAGCCUGAAACAACUAAAGCUGUGAUCCUGUAUUUGUUUCUGACUCUGGUCGUCCUGGUCAUCGUGUCAUCACUGUCUGUGCUGGUAUUCUGCAGGAAGAGGAUUUGUAAAGCCAAAGAACCUCAUGAGGAAACACAAUGUGCUUCUGCACCAGAGGCUGAAGACGACCCGAGUCAACCCGCCUACUCUGAAAUCAAAUUUGUCAGUGUCGGCUCGUCCCACAGCGGUUUCCACGGUGACGCUGAGUGUGUUAUCUACUCUGUUCCUCGGGUGGAAGCUAGCUCUGAUGAGCCCCCUCUGUACUCUACUGUUAACGACCCCCAAUAACUCUCACAGUCUGGCAGAAGAAGCUGGUGUGAAUUAAGCAGCCGUGUAAAUAUUCUGAAACAGAGAGAUGUUUGUGGGAAUAUGUACGAUUAUUUAACCAUUUACUUAUUUCAAACCUGCUUUGAAUGACCUGCUCAUGUGAUGAUAAGUCCAGCUCUGCUCUAGUUCACAAACGUGCCGCUUCAACAGUUUGCUUCAGGUCAAAGCUGGUUGCACUUAUUGUACGUCCAUUUGGAUAAAAGUUAUCUUUAUUAUAUGUAAUUUAAUGUAAAAAGCUAUUUUAUGCCUUCAAUGUAUUUAUUAGGUUGAUUUUAUUCCAAGUUAUAAUAUAUGGUAUUAAAGUUAUUUGUGUAAGAUAAACUGUUCUAGUAAAGUUAGCAGAUUAGCAUUAGGUAUUUUUGCUUCCAAAUACGGUUGACUAUUUUGGUUAAAGACUUGAUUUACAGAAAUGUUUAAUUAUAGCGGAAUAUAAAUAAAUAGAUAUUAAACUAUUUUACUUCAACCAGGUGAUGUGGUCAGUACGGGAUGCAAGAUGCCACUCGCACAUAUGUAUAAUCCUUAUGACUUGUUUCUAUUGUUUUAUACUGUACAUAUAUAUUUGGACUUGUACCAUUUUUAUGGAGUUUUAUUUUUUAUAUUGUAUUUUAUAUUCGACCUCUUCCUGCUUUUUUAUACUCUGGAUAAUUUCCUCGGGAUAAAAAUAAAACAUUUCUGAAAUGU
Trematomus bernacchii (emerald rockcod) is the source of this 1941-nucleotide messenger RNA. RefSeq lists its product as uncharacterized. Gene Ontology annotation, cellular component: plasma membrane. Lineage: Eukaryota; Metazoa; Chordata; Actinopteri; Perciformes; Nototheniidae. The record is from RefSeq and is a predicted model, not a curated record. Gene Ontology annotation, molecular function: transmembrane signaling receptor activity. Bases 79 to 1221 code for a protein of 380 amino acids. The transcript has 7 exons.